Molecule: messenger RNA, 7527 nt
Organism: Moneuplotes crassus
Lineage: Eukaryota; Ciliophora; Spirotrichea; Euplotida; Euplotidae
Source: the annotation of a GenBank genome assembly
AUGGAAUGUAUCCUACUAUGGAUCCGAAGUAUUCUGGAAGUCAAAAUCACAACUCUCGAAGAACUUUAUGUUGAAGAAUCGAGGAUUCCCAGAGGAAGAUCAGAUAAAUACGAUGAAGUCAUUUCUCAAAGUAUUAGAGACAGUGUUAUACAAUUCCUUCAAGAACUCGAGCAAUUCGGCAUAAAGUUCUCUAAAAAUCAGAGGUCCAUCCUGACCUCUGACACAAACACUCUUGUUCUAGGAAGGUCUGGUACUGGUAAAACUACAGUUUCGGCCUUUAAGAUCAUAGCGCUCGAUCUGAUCACGAUGGUAUUUAAUAAGUACAAGCUGAAUAAUAACAAUAUUACCAAGCUUAACGCUAAAGAUUUAGAGGAUUUUACCAGAUGCAGAACUGUGUUUUGCACUGCUUCACCUGUACUCACUAAUGAAGUUAAAAGAUUCUACAAAGAUUUGAUCUCGUGAAUCAAGAAAGUACUGAACAAGAAAGAAGCUAGUAAAGCAAAGAGUUCUGGAGUAAUUGAAGAAAGUACUUCUGAUAAUGAUAAGAAAUUGAGAGACGGAAUCAUCGAGACUCUACAAAGAGCAAAGCAAGAUGUCAUAGAAGACCUUGAAAUGGAGAAGCAGAUGGUCAGAUAUGGCAGCCUCAAUAAAGUUCCUAAACAGAACUUUCCUUUGUUCCUUACCGUUAAGAAGCUAGUCUACAUGCUUGACGGAGGAUGCAGAACAUCUUUCUUCUCAAGAGACAAAGAUUCCAACAUUAUUGGAAUGGACUCUUCGAAUGAAUGGCACAAUGAAAAUAAAGAAGGAGCUCUAAUGAUCAAUCAGUAUCAAAAGGAGUCCUUUGAUUUUGACAACACUAUCAAGGAAGUAGGCAAAGAAAUGAUUCAAGCUGAAGAUAUGGAUGAUGAACAGAAAAUCAAAUUCCUUCAGAGCCAAGGAAUCGAUAUUAAAGAUGAAGAAAUUGACGCCUUUAUGGCUAUGAAAGAGCCUAGUUUUAAGAAGAGAAAGUCUAAAAAUAUGACUUCUGAAGAAUAUCUCAAACAAAAGAAUCAAGAGAAGGGUACUAAGAAAUCUAAAUUAAGUAUUAACCAGCAAAUGUUCUCAAGAGAAGUUGACUUCGAAAUGUUUGAGUCUAGGUUCUACAACAAACACAAGGGAUCUCUCAAAUUGUCUGCUCUUAAGGUAUGGACUGAGAUUUACUCUGUUAUCAAAGGCGGUCUUAACUCAUUAAUGUCUAUUAAAUACUACCAAGCUGAUAUUCUUGAGUAUCGGGAAUACUGAGAGAUCAAAAGCACAAUAGAUAACUUCGAGUCACCAGAAGAGAAAUACAAACUUUACCUAAUCUAUCUACAAUAUGAAAAAUGGAAGGCACGCAAUAAUUUGUAUGAUUUCAUGGAUGUUGUGAGACAUAUCUUUUAUAAUUCGAACUUGAAUCUUAAUCAAAAAAUUAAAUACUUAGUAAUUGAUGAAGUUCAGGACCUCGCUCCUCUCACAAUCCAAUUAUUGUUAUUGACUACUUCUGAAAAUAUUUUCUUCUGAGGUGAUACAGCCCAGACUAUCGCAAAAGGAGUAGCUUUUAGAUUUCAUGAUUUAAAGCCUGUCUUCAUUAACCAGAGAAAAGCAUCUAAUUUCUACCAAAGACUUGUCAGUAGCGAGGAAGAGAAAAUGCUCAAAGCAAUGAAAUUAGAAAAAUAUUCACAGACUCCGAAAUUAACCAAAGAAGAAAAAGCCAAGAUAGAGCAAAAAGCACUGAAGGCAUAUGAGCCUAGAGUUGUUCAGUUGACUAAGAACUACAGGUCUCAUAAUAAGAUCCUUCAGCUUGCCAACUCAGUUAUUGAUAUUGUUGAGCUCUACUUUCCUCAAACCAUUGAUAAACUUCAGCGUGAGAGGAGUGAGUUUGACGGUCCUAAGCCUAUCAUUCUUGAAGGAUUUGACCAUGAUGACCUUGAGAAGCUGAUGAUGGCAUCUAGCCAAUCUAGCAAUCCUUCGUUUGGAUGAAACCAAGUAGUAAUCGUCAAGAGCCAAGAUAUGAAAAGCAAGCUCCCUUUCUUCAUGAAGAAGGCACUCUGCUUGACUGUUUAUGAAGCCAAGGGACUUGAGUUUGAUGAUGUCAUUCUGUACGACUUCUUUUCUGAGUCCCAGUGUAAAGGUCCAUGGAGGAUCAUUGGAGAUAUUGAAUGUUCAAAAGAAACCGUUCAGAAAGUAAAAAUUCAAGAAAACCUAACCAUCAAUGAGCUAGACUCCAAAGAGUACAACAAGCUCAUUACUAGGCUUAAAAAUGAAGAGUCCAAAGACGACUCUAUUGAGUAUGAGGAAAUCUCAGUGCUGAAGUCAGACAAGAAGCUCAAAGAAAUGGAUAGGAAGUAUGGAAUUCUGAAUGUUGAGUUGAAGUAUCUUUAUGUGUCCAUCACAAGACCCAAAACUAACUUGAUUAUUUAUGACUCAGACCCUACCAAUAGAGCUCCCAUGACCCACUAUUGGGACUCUCAAGGCCUCAUUGAUAUUGUCAAAAAGGGUCAGGAGAAAGACCACCCUGUUCUCAGUAAAGCAUUUGAGAUAACUGAAGAUGAAGAAGUUAUCAAAGAAAAGUGGAGAGCUCUCGGAAUCAAACUUCUUAAAAAGAAGUAUUACGAUUCAGCCAAGAAAUGCUUCUCUGAGUCUGGAGACAAAGACUUAGAGAUCAGAUCUCAAGCUUACUGGGAUGCCGACGAGGCCAACAACUUGCUAAGUGAGUCUGAGACUCUGCUAUUCCAGGCUAAGAAUGAUAAACUACUCACAAAGUUUAAAAAGAGAACCAUGAAGAAGCAAGGUAAAGAUUACAAGAAAGAAGCCUUGAAAAGAUUCAGAUCGGCUGCCUAUCAUUUCGAGCAGAUCAAAUCAUACAGAAGUGCAGCACAAUGCUACUAUACAUGUAAAGAUUAUGAAAAAGCAGCUGAGUUAUUCGAGAUUAACGACCAACCAUUACAAUGAGCUGAGUGCCUUAGAACCAUAGGGCAACUGGAGAAAGCGGCCAAAAUUUAUGAGGAGCACGGAGUGUAUCUGAGAGCAUUUGAGUGUUACGAAGAACUUGACUGGGAGUCACUGAUUCUAUGUCUCAGCAGAAACAAAGACAAAUUUAAUACUUCUGAAAGAGACAACCUCAUUAAUAUGUAUCUUCCCAAGGCUUUGAGUGGAAUAUACCAACAGCUAACUGAGAAUACAGAAGGUAAUGAACACAGGACUAAAAAUAUUGAACAAAAGUAUAAGAAUGCAAAUGCAAUUGCUGAAGAGUCAGACUUUUCAAGUGAUGAAGAAGGUUAUCAGGAUCAAAAUGAAGAAGAAAUCAAAGAUAAACAACAAGAUGAUGAUAAACAACAAACAGUAGAUGAGCAUUCCAAUGAUGAUGAAGAAAUCAUUGACACAUCAACGUACACAAAACAAGAAGAACGAGAAAAUAGCUUGAAAAUUGACAACAAAGAAGAAUCAAAGCAUGACACAUCAGGAAUCUCUGACUUUACUCUUUUGUCGAAAGCAGAAUUAGCUCACAACUUUGAUCACCUGUCGAACUUCGACCCAGAAGAUGAUUUUUUGAAGUCAGAGAACUCCUAUAGCAUUAUCGGCUCUGUGCUCUGUAAAGAUGAAGAAACUCUUUCUGAAUAUAGCGAUGUGUCUAUCAUUUCUGGAUCAAGAGUAAACCUAAUUAGAGGUGGAAAUGUUAUUCAGUCAUCCAUUGAUUACUUUGCCCACGAUAAAGUAAUCCAGAAGAUUGUGUUUUAUCUGAGUCUGUUCAGCGAUGACCUGAAGAAAUGUCUCGACCAACAAAGGUCGAAAUCAGAAAGAGUCACCAUCGAUGAGAAUGAGGAUGGUCUUGACUUCUUUGAACUUGAACUGGAUAAUCUUAACGAAGAAUUAGUAUCUACAACUCUUGAUAUGCUGGAGCAUUUCGAUUUGUUCAGACUUUGUCUUGUUCUUUGUAACAAGUACAAUCUCAAAAAUCAUAUCUCAAGAUACCUAACAUCUACAUGUUACAAGUAUUCAAAUCUGAAAUUGCUGGGUAUGAGCAAAAUAUUAUCGAUCAACUCCAAAGCAUUCAGAAAUUCUCAGAAGCAAGUGUCAGUGCUUGCAAAUGAAGCCAUUCAUAAUAUCCUCAAGAUCAUUGAUCCAUCUACUAUUCUGCAACAAUGUACCGAGGACUUGACAAAAGAGUCUACUUUACUGGGAGGAGAAAGCUGGAGAUACAUUUACUAUCUCGGGUUCUGGAAAAAACUCAUUUACCUCAUGGACACUCACAACGCUCUCAAGCUAGGAUACUCAGCCAGGGCGUUCCAAGACUUCAAGACAGUCUAUCUAAUCAAUUACUGGGCCGAGCUUACAGACGAGCAGAUCAAGAGCAAGAUCGAUGGCUCUGAUCCUAUGUGGAUCAAAGAAGACAACACAGCACUAAUUGAGUACUUGUGCAGAAAAGUUGCGCUUGAGGAAAGCACUCACAGUCUCAAUAAUGACAAUCUUCAUCCAGAAAUCCUUUGUAAUCGUAAUCUAAAUCUGAGCCUUAAGUCGCUAUCAGAAGGAAACAAAUCAGAGGCAAUCACUUUCAUGAUUGAUGCACUCAGAUCCUCUCAAAAGAAAUUCUCGCAGUUAUUGAGAAGCAGAGAUAAAAUUGGAUCAUGUCUUAAUGAGACCGACAGAUACUCUCCAGAGUAUUAUGACAAUAAGCAGCUUUUUAUUGGAAGACUUCUGCCUUUAUUUGAUAUAUUCAUGCUGUAUGGAAGAAUAUUUUCUGACCAAGAAGUCAGAAACAUUUUAAAAGAGACUUUCAAUGACAAUCCUGACAUUUUCUUUACAUGCAUCAAAAUGUCAAAAUUCUGCAUUGGCUUAGUUGAUAAUCUUACGAACGUGAUUUCAAGUUUCAGCCCAUUAGAGAUAACAGCUAUUCUGCAGGGACUCUUAGCACCCUUGAAUGUUAGGAUUCCUGAAGCCUCAGACUUGAUGCUAAACUCUAAUAUAGUUUGCCACAUGAACAGGAAAUCUCAAUUUCACAGACAACUUGAGAAAUAUAUCUCAAUGGUUAAGAACGAUAGAAAUAGCAAAGACUAUUAUGUAAAAGUUGAAGAAAUAGUUGACAAUAAUAGUUCCAUAGAGUUGAUCAAAACCUCUGUAGUUGACAGAAUCGCUGCAAAUAAGACUAAUUUAGUCACUAAAUCUCAUGAUUACUUGAGGUUAACAGUUGCUGAUAUUGAAGCAGAGUACAUAUCAUGUCCUCUCUACGUCAUCCUGUUCUGGUACAAGAAACUGUUUGUAUCAUUUGUGUCCCAAACAGUUGUGCAAGAAUCCCUCAUGGAGUUUCCAUCCUAUAACUUCAAUGAAAUGUUCAGCAAUGAGAACUAUAAUGAGGAUAUGCUUCCUCAGACAGUCAAAGAUGUGUACAAGUUAUCACUAGAAGUUUGAGCUGGACUUCUGAACAUCCAAUACACUCACAAUCUAGGAUGUGUGACUAGAUCUAAGAUUUAUGAAGAACAAUUCCAAAGAGAGCUGUACCCUCAGCAAUGGAUCAGCAAGUUUAUAAACAAACUCAAAUAUAAUGUGGACAGGAUGAAUAGAAUAGCUAAAAUCAACGGUGUUAUAUUCAGAGGUUAUGCUCCUUUGAAGCAUGGAGAAUACUAUGUGAUUAAAACAAUUGAUGGCAAAACGCUAUCUGAAAAUAAUCCAAAGCAACAACAGUCUGAAUUAGAGACUUUGUAUAAGAAAUCUUUCGUGAAUCUUACAUUGUUCGAGUCUCUUCAUAAUCUCCCUACCGACCGAUACUCUGGCAAAGCAUUCGGAAUCGAAGAGCAUGACUUCCUACUUCAAAGAGCUUUCGACUUGUUAGAUCAAUUCCUGAACAUUGAUAUUGUCGAAGAAGAUGGGUUUGACACCAAUCAAGAGUACAAGUUCAGAACCCUCAUCACCAUGGUUGAUAUCUUAAGCAAAAGUCAGAGAUUUGACAUUUUAAAGAAAUACUCAAAACUAAAAUGCUUGAGAGACACGUUCAAAAAUGACCCUUUCAAGAUGGAUCUCAUUGACAGAGUUCAGGGACUCAUUAAAGCAAUCGAGUUGUAUCAGUGCGACCAGUGGGAGAAGUCAAUCCAAGAGUAUAUGGAGUUCAUGAACCACAAUACUAAAAUUCUUAAAGAAGUCCAAUGGCUCAGAAUGUUUGAGAAAACAUGGUAUUUAGCCAUAGUAACAUUCUGGGCUGACCAAGGCAGCAUCUAUUUACCUGUAAAUGCAUUGAAUUACUUGCACGAAGAUGUUGAAGUCAUUGAAAACGAGCAAGAGCAUGAAGAGAGAUAUUUGAAGAUUCUCAACUACGAAAAGUGGAUUAAUCUUCCUCAAAGCCAAAAUAAGGACCCAUUGGGAUUCUUUAUUGCAAUGCUAAAGAAUUUUGAAACAAUGGCAAAUAGGUUCUUUGAAAAUACAUCAAUUCAUUACCAGAAGAUUAUGAUUGCAAUGUUUAACAUGUUUGGAACCCUAAUAAUUAACUGAGACAAAGUAUCAACAAGUCUGUGAGAUGCAAUUGGGUUCUAUCAGGACAUCAUUAACGAAGGAAUCAUUGACCAAAAUAACUCCAGCAAAUUCGAAGAGUACUUUCAUGACAUUGAAAGCUGUCAACAGUUCAAAGCAGAUUUCUCAGAAAUUGUUGAUUAUGAGAAAAAUGACACUUUGUAUCAUGAAGGAACCAAAGAUAAUAAUCAAUAUUUGGUGAUGCUUACAAUCAGAGAAGAAGAAAAUAAAACAGAAAAUAGUAUAGAUCUUAAGUAUAGCCAAUAUCUUCAUGAAGAUGCUCAGAGAAUCUUAUCUACAAGAACUCUAAUCAAGAAGUUGAAGCUACCCAUCAAGAAUUUUAACCUUAGUUUGAAGAGCACAUCUCACAUCAAAAGGAGCGAUUGUGUUAGUCCAACGACUUUCAAUUGGAUGUUAUUGGCAGGCAAUGUUUCUGCCCAUGAAGACCUUAAAGCUAUACAUGGUAGCUUUGCCAUUGAAUAUCUUAUUGACAAAUUCUACAACCUGCAGAACCAGUUGUUCAACAUCCUUCAUAACCACUAUACAAUCAGAAACUCAUUGGACACCCAUUUUGUGGUUACCAAACUUGACGAGAUCGAGAAGAUUCUAGUCGAGGCCAGGCUAGAACUAUCCUACAGAUCAGCCGAAAAUUCAAAGCUUGACGAGAGCUCCUCUAGCUCAUUCAAUCCCUUCAUCGAAAUCGGGUCCAACACCGAAGAACUAAAAUUCGUCUCUCCAGACUCCCCCUCCCACCUCUCCAAGCCCACUCUCUCCCAAAUAAUCUCAACUCUCAACUCUAAAUACACCUCCCUCAGCACCUCCCUCACUCAAUGGCUGCAGUCCCUCCCUCCCCCCACUCUCCAGUCAAUCACCACCCAGCACACUACCCUCACCAACAAACUUCGCUGGGAAAGCCUGAUCUCCUCCCGCACAAAUCUCCAAAGACUCCAAGCCAUUUACAAAAAAAUCAGGAACAAAUCUUAACCAGUUCAAGUACAGAGACCUGUCCAG